Messenger RNA from Drosophila albomicans, 3302 nucleotides. Its product is annotated as RNA exonuclease 1 homolog. Gene Ontology annotation, molecular function: nucleic acid binding; exonuclease activity. Gene Ontology annotation, cellular component: nucleus. The transcript is spliced from 6 exons. The record is from RefSeq and is a predicted model, not a curated record. Lineage: Eukaryota; Metazoa; Arthropoda; Insecta; Diptera; Drosophilidae. The coding region runs from base 142 to 3075 and encodes 977 amino acids.
ACAUACUACAAACAUCUGGCAUUAAUUUCAUGCAAUGAGCAAAUACACGGCACAAAAAUAAUUAGAACAUUACAAUUUUUUGUUGUUUUGAUGAAAGUAGUGACUAUUAAUUAGCGAGGGGCACAUCAAAUCAGUGGCAAAAUGUUGCCUUCAACGGGCCUGUUCAAAGGCAUCAUCUGCCCCUACUACGACGCCACAAAGAAAGAUGAAACAACGGCAGCGUCCUUCACAACUUGCAAACGUCCCUUUUGUCACUUUAAGCAUUUACGCAAGGAAGAUGCUGAUGCAGCCGCAGCCGCUGAUACGGUGCCCGAGUAUAAACCAGCGCCGGUGCCGAAGCUGCUUUCACUGCCAUUGCCGGAAAUGACGCUUCUGAGUGCGCCGAAGAAGAAACCCAAUCUGGAAUAUCAUCCAGAAAAGCCAGCACUGAAUGCUUCGCCCAAAAAAGUUGGCGUUGAUAUCACCAAUGCGCCCAAAUAUAUACCCUCUUCCUUGGCCAAUGGCGAGAGGCAAGAGAUCAACGAAGAAGCUGACGAGAUUAUGGAGGUGGAAAUGCCCAUGGAAGUGGACGAAGUUGUUGAGCCAAAGGAGGAAACAUCCCAGCAACUGCCAAAGGAGCGAUCGUCUUCUAGUUCCCGCAAGUAUGAACACAAAUCGAGCAAGUCGCGGGAUCGUGAUAAGGAUAGGGAUAAGGAUAAAGAUAAAGAUAAGGAGGAAGACAAAGAGCGCAAGAGCUCUUCAUCAUCAUCGGCACACAGAAGCAAAGAACGCUCGGAACAUCGCAGUUCCAGCAGCAGCAGUAGCUCCAAGCACAAAUCAUCAACUUCAUCCUCAUCAACAUCAUCGUCACAUCGCAAGUCAAGCAGCAGCGACAAGGAGCGAAAGGAAGAUCGGAAAGAGGAUAGGAAACACAAGAGCAGCUCAUCCACGUCAGGGUCGUCAUCUUCAAAAAGUCGCCAGUCGCAUAGCAGCUCCAGCUCAAAGUCCAUCUCACACAGCUCCUCCAACGGCAGCAGAUCAAAGAGCUCUUCCUCCAGCAGCAGCAGCAAAACAGACAAAACCAAAAGUGAGGCAUCAGCUACUGUUAUGUCUAGCCAAAGUUCAGUAGAUGCUGCUGAUGAGCUCGAUUUGGACUUUGAAGUGGAUGUGUCAACAUCGGAGGCUGAAAUUACGCGUCAAUGCGAAAUGAUCUUCGAUGAACUGGAACAGGAAUUUGCACAAAUGCACAAAUCCACAACGGAGACGACGACGGCAACGAACGAGAGCGUCGAGAAUACACGCAAACGCAAGGCAUCCUCGCCCGACAUUGAUGCCUACACCGAGGCAGCUACUGCAGCGCUACAGAAGCGCCGUGUAGCUCACGAGAGCGCGGACAAAUGCAGACCGCAAGUAGCUAAGGCUGUGCACAAGCCCAAUCACAUACGCAACGCUAUGCAAGCGAUCUUCGAUAGACGCGCCGAACUGCGGCGCCAGGAGAAGAUCCGUGCAGACGCUGAUGCGGAGCAGUUGCGGUUGGCUCAGGAGCGAGUGCGUGUGGCGCAGGAGGAGCUGCGCGAGGCAAGAGCCAAGACACUGACGCCGCUCAUCUCACGCAGCGCUUUAACGCCGCCAGUGCGCACAGCUCGCACUAUUGCGCCCGUGGCCAAUAUGUUGGCCAUAGCACGCGCAAAGAAGAAGAUCGAAGAGUUGCAGGCUGAAAAGAAACCCGCUUUUACCACAGCACAAUCCUUCAAAGGCGGCAGUCGGGUAGCCCACAAACCCACAGCAGCACUGGAUAAAGUGGCACCCUCAACAGAGUCUGCUGCUGUUGAGAAGCCGCCUGUGCUGGAGCCGCGCAGCUCGAAGAUAUCGUACAACGUUCGGAUGCAGUAUUACGAGCUGAUGGUCAAGGAGUGCGUCAUCAUUUAUCCGCAGCUGGCCGAUGCUUGGGAGCGAGCACAGGUAGAGGAGCUGGCUGUCUUUAAGAAGUGCAGCACGGUUCCCAUCUACAAGAACAGCUCCAUGCUAGCGGUCAACAAGCUGCGCAAAGAGGCAAUUGAGGCUGGUAAUCAGUCGAGUGCCAACAACAAAACCGUUUCACAUGAAAUGAUGCUGGGCGGCAAGCGUGCUUUGACUACAUCAUGGAGCGUGGAGAAAAAAGAAAAACUAAGCUCAACGGCAGCUGGUGAACCGUUUGAUGCACUGCCCGGUGAAAAGGCUUACAAAAUGGUCUACGACUUGCGAAUGACUGACGAGCAACUGGUGGCCAAUGGUUAUCCAAGGCCAGGCAAACGACCAGGCACAGCUGUCAUACAAGCCAAUCGUCCCAAUCGGCGACCCAAUGAGACUGAGCGCUAUUGCUCACGCUGUGGCAAGGUCUUCAAUCUGAAUAUCUAUGAAUCACAGGGCACAGACAUGUGCAUCUAUCAUCCAAAGAGCACGGGCUAUCGUCGCGGAUUCACGGACAAUCAUCACCGUUGCUGUCAGCAGCCGUCGGGCACUCCUGGGUGCAGUUACGCCAAUUAUCAUGUCAGCGACUAUUAUGAUCCCGACAAACUGAACUGCUAUGUGAAGACGAUCGAGCGAAGCGAUGACUAUGCGCCCACCAAAAAGGAUAUCUAUGCACUUGACUGUGAAAUGUGUUAUACUACGCACGGCAUCGAGUUGACACGUGUGACCGUUGUGGACAUCAACGGGCGCAGUGUCUACGAUGCUCUUGUGAAACCGGACAAUCAAAUUGUGGACUACAAUACCGUCUAUUCGGGCAUAACGGAAGCUAUGCUGUCGAAGGAGACGCGCUCCUUACGUGACGUGCAAGCCGUGCUUAUGUCCAUGUUUCAUGCCAAGACGGUGCUGGUGGGCCACAGCCUGGAGAGCGAUCUAAAGGCGUUGAAGCUCAUACACGAUGUGGUUGUGGACACAUCUGUCUUGUUUCCACACAAAAUGGGGCCACCGAAGAAACGAGCUCUCAAAACUCUCUGCAUUGAGAAUCUGAAACGCAUUAUACAAGAGAACGAGGCCGGUCACGACAGUGCUGAAGAUGCAGAAGUCUGCAUACAACUCAUUAAAUAUUAUUUGCGCAACAAAAUAAGCUGAACUGACUCCAUAGCAUACAAUUACAGAAUGUGCUGCGAUCGGGGCGGUAGUUAUAUCUACAUUAUAAUUAUCAUCAUCAGUUAAACGCAAUACGUAUAAAAUGUAAUGUGUAAGUGAUGUUAUUGCCCCAAGUCCCAGUCCAACCCAUUGGAAUCAAAGUAAAACGUAUCCCAUAAGUGAGCCUUAAGACCAUAACAUAACGUAACUUAUUUAUGUAAUAAACUUUA